ACAACACAUAAAACAUCAAAAGAAAAACUACAAUGGCCGAGCCUCAACCGUCGCAAAUCCAAGAAGGCGAUCAAGCACCUUCUGCUGUUCCAGCCAGCAACAAAUCUGAAGCCGCAGCUCUGAACUCACUGGACAAACAAGCAACAGAAACGAAGACCACGAACUCCAAAUCAGCUGCAGCAUUAGGCGAUGCAAUGAAGGGCUUGACCCUCUCUGGAGUGGGUCAUUCGGAGCUCAAGAACGUAAAGGUUGAAUUGGCGGAUGUCGUGUUGUUGGCUGACAAUCUUGACGUCUCGAGGGUUAGAGCCACCGAGCUGCUCAAGGCAAAUGAUGCAGACCCUGUCAAAGCGAUGCGAGCUUGGAUAUCUGCAUGAGAAGCAUCUUUACACUGAGGGAGGGCACCAUACCAAGAUCGAAGUAAACAUACACAUGAUGAAACAAGUGGUAUUCCCUACGAGAAAUGCAAAAAGUAGAAGACCAAAAACACCAUUAUCCUUCAACCAGUAACCUCAUAACUUCAUAAUAUCCCACCUCCUCAUUCUCUGCCACCCAUAAAAGUCAAACGCCUGUUGUCCUCAUCUCUGAUUCUCAACUUCCUCACUCUAUCUACAGGCGCAGU
Aureobasidium pullulans EXF-150 is the source of this 619-nucleotide messenger RNA. RefSeq lists its product as uncharacterized. NCBI's taxonomy places the organism in Eukaryota, Fungi, Ascomycota, Dothideomycetes, Dothideales, Saccotheciaceae. The transcript is spliced from 2 exons. The record is from RefSeq and is a predicted model, not a curated record. The coding region runs from base 33 to 374 and encodes 113 amino acids.